AUGCCCUCGGCGAGCACUUCGAGCCAAUUUUGCUGUUGUUCGACUCGUGUGAAUCAGACACCGAUUGCAGUUCCAUUAAACACGAGAUGCCAAUUACGAAUUCCUCGGAUUGUCUUGAACGCUGAUGAUGAAUCCUACAGAGAUUUCGAAGAAGGCCCUCCUCCUUCAGAUCUAUUGGAGAUUGAUGUUUCCAAUCUUCCGACAAAUAUUCAAACAAUCGAGCAAUCCUUGAAAAUCGACGAAGUUGGAACAGAUCGUCGAAUUUCGAUUGGCAGCUUGUCGCCGGCGAUCAUUUCCAAUACCGUGUCUCGUCGCGCCAUCGCCCCGCCUCAAUUAAUUUUUGCGGUUCUCGCGAUGACUUGCGCAUUCGUUACGGGACUCAUCACAACAAUCGGCGCGUUAUUCGCGAGACCAACGAAUUCUCGAACACACAAAUAA
Caenorhabditis bovis is the source of this 438-nucleotide messenger RNA. Lineage: Eukaryota; Metazoa; Nematoda; Chromadorea; Rhabditida; Rhabditidae. The record is from the annotation of a GenBank genome assembly.